Molecule: messenger RNA, 1335 nt
Organism: Closterium sp. Naga37s-1
Lineage: Eukaryota; Viridiplantae; Streptophyta; Zygnematophyceae; Desmidiales; Closteriaceae
Source: the annotation of a GenBank genome assembly
AUGAGUGUGCAAACAGCUACACAAGCAGAGGCUCGAGUGAAUGUGGCGCUGUGUAGUGCAUGCAAUAGAAGUCACCACAGAGAUGUAGUGUGCGAGCCUAGGAGGCAACAUCGUGAACAUGAACGACCUCAGAAUGGGGAGGGGGUGAUGGACGGCAACGAGACUCACGCGGCAGAUGGUCAGAAUGGAGAUGUUGAAGUAUCAGAUGAGGAGGAGGACGGCAGUUCAGAGUCAGAGGGGGAGAGAGAAGAGCAGCCAAUGGAUGCGGGAAACAAUGGAAACAUGCGCUCGGGGGGUGUGAGAUUAUCAAAUCCAACAGCAGCAGAGAGUGGGGGAUUGGGGGAGAUGGGAGGAGCAUCCGAGAGUGGAGGAUUGGACGAGCGGGGAGGAGCAGGCGACAGCGGGGCAGGGAGGGGAGGAGAAGAGAGCGGGGCAGGGAGGGGAGGAGCAGCCGAGAACGAGGCGGGUAGGGGAGGAGCAGCAGGGAGCGCGGCGGGGAGGGGAGGAGCAGCAGGGAGCGAGGCAGAGAGGGGAGGAGCAGUCGAGAAUGGGGUAGGGAGGGGAGGAGCAGCAGGGAGCGAGGCAGAGAGGGGAGGAGCAGUUGAGAAUGGGGUAGGGAGGGGAGGAGCAGCAGGGAGCGAGGCGGGGAGGGGAGGAGCAGUCGAGAGUGGGGUAGAGAGGGGAGGAGCAGCAGGGAGCGGGGAGGGUAGGAGAGGAGCAGCAGGGAUCGAGGCAGGGAUGGGAGGAGCAUCAGCAGGGACAGGGAGGGGAGGAGCAGCAGGGAGCGAGGUGGGGAGGGGAGGAGCAGCCGAGAGUGGGGUAGGGAGGGGAGGAGCAGCAGGGAGCGGGGUGAGUAGGGGAGGAUCAGCAGGGAUCGGGGCAGGGAGGGUAGGAGCAGGGAGCGGGGCGGGGAGGGGAGGAGCAGAGAGCGGGGCCGGGAGGGGAGGAGCAGCAGCGAGUGGGGCGGGGAGGGGAGGAGCAGAAAGCGGGGAUGGGAGGGGAGGAGCAGCAGUGAGUGGGGCGGGGAGGGGAGGAGCAGCAGGGAGCGGGGCGGGUAGGAGAGGAGUAGCAGGGAGUGGGGAAGGGAGGGGAGGAGCAGAGAGCGGGGCCGGGAGGGGAGGAGCAGCAGCGAGUGGGGGCGGGGAGGGGAGGAGCAGAAAGCGGGGAUGGGAGGGGAGGAGCAGCAGUGAGUGGGGCGGGGAGGAGAGGAGUAGCAGGGAGUGGGGAAGGGAGGGGAGGAGCAGUGAGAGGGGCGAGGAGGGCAGGGGCAUCAGGGAGCAGGGCGGGGAGGGCAGCGGCAGGGAGCAGGGCAGGGAGGGGAGAGACAGCCGAUAG